CCUUCCGCUCUCACUCUCCCUUCCCUCUCUCUCUCUCUCCCUUCCCUCUCUCUCUCUCUCUCUCUCUCUCUCUCUCUCUGUCUGCAAAAAUCAAUCCGUUAAACGCUAAUAUAAUUAAAAAAAAAAAUUGCGAGCUCUCUCUUCCAAUACAGAGGUCUCUGUUUCCCCAAUCGCCGGUUCCAUCUGUCACUCCCCAGCAGAGGCGUUACAGUGUAAGGGAAGCCCUAUCUCUCUCCGUCGCCUCUUCAAAUUCUGAGUCUUUCGUUGAUUCCUAUGCUGUCUGGAGGAUUUGUGUGAAUUGUUGAGAGUUCUUCGAGUGGAAUACAGUGAGGGAACUCACUCAAUCGAGCAGCAUUCGUUGUGCCCAUUAGGGUUCUUGGUGCUUGAAGGUUGAGCUUGAGGUUGUGGUUUUUGAUGGGAUGAUUUGCUGUGCGAGGGGGGAAUUUCUUGGUGGGGUUUGCGUUUUGGCUCUGUGAUUGUUGAGGUGUGGAAGGUGAUGCUUUUCGUGAUUGAUUGCCGUGUGUUGACUUGGGCAUUGAAGCUGGGCUAGGUUGGGGCUAGGUUUUGUUGUCUGGUUUUGUGGAAUUCUAGGGUUGAAAAGAUGGAAGGGGAGGAGGAGAAGAGUGGUGCGGUGAAGAAGAGGGACAAGACAGUCGAGAUUGGUUUCGAUUCAGACGAUGAUGAGCCGAUUGGGACCUUGCUGAAGCUGAAAAAGCCACGGAAGGCUAAGAAGGCGAGGCUAGGGUUGGAAGCGGACAGCGACAAGGGUAAUAAAGUUGAGGCCACUAAAGAAAAAUCGGUGGCUGUGGAUGAUGAUGAUUCGGGUGGAAUGGAUGAUACGUUGGCAUGCUUCAGGAGGAAGCUGAAGGGUCCUAAGAAAGAUGGUGGGUUGAAAGUUUCAAGGGAGAGGAGUGUUUCUUCGGCAGAAGUAGAUCAAUCGAAGCAAUCUUCAAGUUUGAAGGAUGCAUCUGUUGAUGAGACAUCUGCUGAGAAUGUUGUGGAAAUGGGCCACAAUGCGGUCGAUCAUGGCUCUGAUAAAAAAGCAGACAAAAAGAAGCAGGGAAAGGCAAGCAAAUGUAAGUUAGAGAAGGUAAAGAAGUUAUCUUAUGACCUAUCUGAAUCUCGUGAUAAUUCGGUGCAUUUGGAGUCCCAGGAAGUUGCUAGAAGUGGUUCUAAGGAUUCAGCUGAUGAACCUGUGGAAGACUCACUGUCAUCAUUUUUCAAGAAGGCACAAGCUGGUGGAGUUAGUAAAUUCCAAAAAGCUCUGGGUUCGAAAUCGAAGAAGGGAAAGAUAAUAAAGAAAGCCAGUUCGAAUGGUGGCUCUUCCCAAGGUGAUGAAGAACGUUCUCACUCUGCCACUUUCAGAAAGAUGUCAGGUUGCUCUUUUUCUGUGAAAGUGGCUAGCCAGAACCAUGCCAAAGAGAGUCCUAAUAGACGCUCUGUUUCAGCUCCAAAGGAAUGCUUUCAAGUGGAAAAUAGAAGCUCCGAUGACAAUACAUGCUGUGCUCCCAGCUUCAUUGAAGAGACGCAUAACGUGGCUAAGGGUCUGGUUUCUGCCCAGGAGGUUAACCCCCCGGAACCUUUUGACGCUGAAAAGCCUUGCUCUGGAGAUGUUGAACUUAUGAGCACCCAAGGCAAUGAGAUCAGUCUAGCUGCAGAGGUUAUGGUGGAAGCUGAAUCGGGCAAGACUGAAACUAAUAGAGUGUCUACUGAUGCGGUUUCUGAAGAUAAAGCUGAUGUGUCCAUGUCAAGGUUGGGAGAUGAAGUUCAGGACUGUUGCUUCGAUAAUAAGUUAUUGGAUAACUCAUGCACAGAUGCAGCAGAAGAUGUAUGCAGAUCAUGCAACGGAAGGAACUCAGAAGUUCCAGUGAAGACUGUUGAAGAUGUUCUUGUGACAGGCGGGCUUCAGAACGACACAUGGAGAAGGUCUACAACUCCUGUUGAUGAUGACAUUACAAUGGAUGAGAUUCUGGACGAGAAUGAAAAUUCAUUGCCUGAAUCUGGUAGCAAAGAAAACAGACUAUCUGUAGCACAGCGUCGCAAAGCUAAGAAGUACAGACAAGAAGACAUGGCUUAUGAGGGAGAUGCUGAAUGGGACACUCUGAUAAGUGAGCAUGGUUUUCUUGAAAGUUACCAGCUUAUGGACAGUGACCGUCCUCAUAGAAGCAGAGGAAAAGUCGAUUCCUCAGUGAAUGGCAGUGCUGCAGCUGUAUCAGUGGGACUAAAAGCUCGUGCUGCUGGUCCAGUGGAGAAGAUCAAAUUCAAGGAGGUCUUCAAACGCAAAGGUGGGCUGCAGGAGUAUCUGGAGUGCAGAAACUGGAUCUUGAGUCUCUGGAGCAAAGAUAUGAGCCGUAUACUAUCUCUUGCCGACUGUAGUGUUUCAGAUAUUCCCUUGGAGGAUGAAUCACCCCGUUCUUCUUUGCUUAGAGAGAUCUAUGCAUUUCUAGAUCAAAAUGGUUAUAUAAAUGUUGGGGUCGCAUGUGCGAAGCAGAAUGCUGAGCUGGUUGGACCUCAAGAUGGAGAACAGAUCGAAAAGCCUGGCGGGAUGCUCUUUGUUGAUUCAGAACUAGGAAUCGGUUCUAAUAUUAAUAAUGGCAUGACUUCUGACGCUGCUCUAAUUGACGAAAAUCAUAAAUCGGAGAUUACUGAGUGUUUGCCAAGGAAACUAGAAUCACCCAAUGCCACAAAUGGCAAAAAUUACCAGGGCAGUGACAAGUUGGAUAUUGAUUCGACUGAUACAAAAUUACCCAGUAGAUCAGUUAAAAUGGAUGAUUUUGCUGAUUAUCCAACUCCCAUGCUCGUGGAGUCUAGAGAGGAUAUGGCUGUAACUACUGAAGUAAAAGGUGAUUCUCACUUAACUGUUAGCACCUUAUGCAUUCCUGCAGAAGGUGAGUCUGAUGAAAAACAUGGUCAUGACUUUGGAAAAAGGAUUAUAGUCAUAGGAGCUGGUCCUGCUGGGUUAACAGCUGCCAGGCACUUGAAGCGACAGGGUUUUUCUGUUACGGUGCUUGAGGCUAGAAGCAGAAUAGGAGGUCGUGUCUAUACCGACCGAUCAUCUCUUUCAGUCCCUGUUGAUCUUGGUGCCAGCAUUAUUACAGGCGUUGAAGCUGAUGUGGCCUCUGAAAGAAGACCAGAUCCUUCAUCAUUGGUUUGUACUCAAUUGGGCAUUGAGUUGACCGUUUUGAAUAGUGAUUGUCCCCUAUAUGAUAUUGUGACGGGUCAAAAAGUUCCUUCAGAUCUCGAUGAAGCUCUUGAAGCAGAGUAUAAUGGCCUUCUUGAUGACAUGGUUCUGGUUGUUGCACAGAAUGGUGAAAGGGCUAUGAAAAUGUCUCUUGAGGAUGGUUUAGAGUAUGCCCUCAAGAGACGUCGGAUGGCUCGGAUUGGAACUGAUACUGGAGAAGCUGAGCUAAGGGAUUCUUUGCCUGCACCGGAUAAUUCAAAAACUAGCAUUGACAAUGGAGUUACUGAGAACAGUUGUGUCAUAGAGGAAGAUAUCCUGAGUCCUCUGGAGAGAAGGGUCAUGAACUGGCAUUUCGCGCACCUUGAGUAUGGGUGCGCUGCUUUGCUUAAAGAAGUAUCUCUUCCUUACUGGAAUCAAGAUGAUGUUUUUGGAGGAUUUGGAGGAGCCCAUUGUAUGAUCAAAGGAGGUUUUAGUGCAGUUGUUGAGUCUCUUGGAAAAGGACUCGAUAUACUUUUAGACCAUGUCGUGACUGAAAUCUCAUACAGUUCCAAGGACUCUGAAGCAACUGAUGACCAUUUAAGCCAGGUCAAAGUCUGCACAUCCAAUGGGCGUGAGUUUUUAGGGGAUGCAGUUCUCAUUACUGUACCCCUGGGGUGCUUGAAAGCAGAAAGCAUCAAGUUUCUUCCGCCUUUACCUCAUUGGAAGCAAUCUUCCAUUAAACGACUUGGCUUCGGUGUCCUCAACAAAAUAGUUCUAGAAUUCCCGGAAGUUUUUUGGGAUGAUUCUGUAGAUUAUUUUGGAGCGACUGCUGAAGAGACUGAUCACAGGGGUCAGUGCUUCAUGUUCUGGAACAUCAAGAAAACUGUUGGGGCACCUGUACUUAUAGCCUUACUUGUUGGUAAGGCAGCUAAAGAUGGAGAACACAUGAGCCCGCAGGAUCAUGCAGAUCAUGCGGUAAUGGUUCUUCGUAAACUUUUUGGGGAGGCAUCAGUCCCUAAUCCAGUUGGGUCUGUGGUGACAGAUUGGGGAAGGGAUCCUUUCAGCUAUGGAGCUUACUCAUAUGUCGCCAUUGGAGCUUCUGGAGAGGAUUAUGAUAUCAUAGGCAAGCCUGUUGAGAACUGCAUAUUUUUCGCUGGAGAAGCGACCUGCAAGGAGCACCCAGACACAGUUGGGGGAGCAAUGAUGAGCGGGUUGAGGGAAGCAGUGAGAAUAAUGGACAUAUUGAGUACUGGAAAUGAUUACAGAACCGAAGUUGAGGCACUGGAGGCUGCACAGAGGCAGUCUGAUGGGGAAAGGGAUGAAGUUAGAGACAUCAUGAAGAGGCUUGAUGCGGUGGAGCUCUCUAAUUACCUGUACAAGAACUCCUUGGAAGGGGAGCAGAUUCUGUCCAAGGAAGCCUUGCUGCGGGAGCUGUUUUUCAGUGCAAAAGCCACUUCAGGGAGGCUACGUGUGGCCAAAGCACUUCUUAAUCUUCCUGUUGAGGCCUUGAAAACUUUUGCUGGAACCAAAGAAGGCCUUAGCACGCUGAACUCGUGGAUCCUGGAUUCUAUGGGGAAGGAUGCCACCCAACUUCUGCGUCACUGUGUUCGUCUCUUGGUCCGUGUUUCUACUGAUCUACGAGCCAUUCGUUUGUCAGGUAUUGGGAAAACUGUGAAGGAGAAAGUCUGUGUACAUACCAGCCGUGAUAUACGUGCCAUAGCAAGUCAACUGGUCAAUGUUUGGCUCGAAGUCUUCCGUAAAGAAAAGGCCUCUAAUGGUAAACUGAAUGUAGUGAGGCAGAAUACUGCCUUGGAUUCCUUGAAGAUUAGGCCCAUUAGAGAGCCGUUUUCUGGAAAGGCAGCUUUACGAGCACAGCAUGGUGGUUCCGAUAAUAAGGGAAACUCCCAUACUUCUGUUUCUUCAGGAAGCCAAGCUGCCUCUAGCGGCAAUAAGAAGGUGAAGGGUAGACCUACAAAGUUGGAAACGAUCAAUGAUUCGAAAUCAGAAAGCGAUUCAUCAAGGUCUCGAGGAUCAGUACGUAGACAUGAUUUGAAGGUGGAGGAGGAUGAGAGCAUUCCCAUGUCCGAGGAAGAAAAGGCUGCCUUUGCUGCUGCAGAAGAAGCCCGUGCUAAAGCAAUUGCAGCUGCUGAGGCCUUUGCAUCAGCAGAAGCAAACUACAGUGCAAUGAUGCACCUUCCUAAAAUACCUUCCUUCCACAAAUUUGCAAGGCGGGAGCAGUACGCUCAGUGGCCUGGUGGUGUCCUGGGAAGGCAAGACUGUCUAUCGGAAAUAGAUUCUCGUAACUGUAGAGUUAGGGACUGGUCUGUGGAUUUCCCUGCUGCUUUUGGCAACCUCGACAUUGCACGGGUGUCCCUGGAUAACCGCUCGCAUCGGAGCCACUCAAACGAGGUUGCAGGUCAGCCGAACUUGGCAGAGAACUCAGGAGAAAGUGUAGCAGUAGAUAGCAGCAUAUUCACGAAAGCUUGGGUAGAUGCUUCAGGAAGUGAGAGUGGAAAAGACUAUCAUGCCAUCGAGAGAUGGCAGUCUCAAGCUGCUGCAGCAGGGUCUGAUUUCUUCAACUCGAAUGAGCACAUGAUGGAUGAGGGUGACUCGAAUAUGAUUUCAAGACCUGCAGCCACUUGGAGGAACGAUGGAAUUGCAAAUGAGAGCUCUGUUUCACCGGGCACGGUGAACAAGGGGCCAAAGGAUAAUCAGCUUAGAGGACCAGACAAAAUCAAACAAGCAGUUGUUGAUUAUGUGGCAUCAUUGCUGAUGCCCCUGUAUAAGGCAAGAAAAAUUGAUCGGGAUGGGUACAAGUCAAUUAUGAAGAAAACUGCUACUAAGGUCAUGGAGCAAGCUGCAGAUGCAGAGAAAGCAAUGGCUGUUUACCAGUUUCUUGACUACAAGCGCAAGAAUAAGAUCCGAGCUUUUGUAGACACAUUGAUUGAGAGGCACAUGGCAGCAAAGGCAGCUGGAAAGCCUUGAAACUACCUUGAGCAAAGUGGAGUUUUAUCCUCUCAAUUCAGCCAUUAUUGAUGAUUGGAGGAUGAAGAGGUGAUUGGAAUCUCCCCUGUUUAGCUGCUCAAUCCCGGGCCCUUUCAGUUCAAUCUUGAUGAGUGCAGGCAAACAUAGCUCAAGUGCAUGGUGUCUGCAGACCGUUUUUGCUGCUGAAUUACUUUCUUUUGCAUCGAAUCGGCUAACUGCUUCUCAUAGCUUUGCUGCUAAUCAAUAAACUAGUGUCAUCAAGGUGGCCUGCGAGCAAUGAGGAUUUCUCCCAGCAAUCACGCAGGCCAAUGAGGAUUUCUCCCAGCAAUCAGUUUGAAAUCAUUGGGAACUCAAGGCUGUACUCCUAAAGGGUGGAAAUUUCAAACCCUAUUUUCUCUAGGGAUGACCUAUAGAUUGGACAGAUACAGACAUUUUCAUUAUGUUUUGACUCUCAAGAAUGUACAGAGUAGGAUGAUUGUAGUGAUCAAGAGCCAUACAGAACAUCUCUAAGAUCUCUUUGCUAGUUCUUUAGGUGCUCUAAUUUUGUUUAGAACAUUAUUUUUCAAACUAAUGGACUCCCUUUCAUCUCCUCUCAAAAUAAAGUGCAUAGCAUCACUAUUUCUUCCCGUAUUGAAUCAAUAUUUCCUGAGGAACCAUGCUAGUGAAUUUGAUCAGCUCGAGCAUCCUGGCCUAAUUGGACGCGAAUAUUGAUGCAAAUUGCUUGUCUUAUACGACUAUUACAGCAAGUUUCAAGAACUAGCAAUUGGCUGGUAAGAUUCCUGCUCUGGUUUCAGUUUGCUCAUCCUAACGUAAGAUCCGCAAUGAAUGUUCCUCCUGAUCUGAGUGAGUCCAUUAAAGAUUAUGUUCCUCUCAUAGUACCGUAUUGCUUCUUUCUAAUCCAUGCUUGGUCAAUGAACAGGUUCGCAGAUGUUGUGUUACCAUGCAAGCUACGAUCUUUGCCCCUUCUCUGGAUGUUAAUGGUUAUGUAAGCCACCUUCUUAUUUUCGGUGUGUUGCUACUGCACUGCAUACUUGGCGUAUUCUGUGUUCCUGAUGUGUAUUGCACUAGUUCUCGUCUUAGUCAUAUCAUCAUGUGCAGGCUGUACUCUUAUUCUAGUUAUAUUUCGACUCCGACGGAAUCAUCCGUGCCAGGAAGAGCCUUUUGUUAUAGACAAUGCUAUGACCCUGUUUUGGUCUCUACGUUUCUCGCCUUUGUCUCACAGGUUACAAGUUUGCUCAGAUUUUUCUUCGAGGUAAUAGAGCAUUCCCCAUUUUGGGUUAUUUCUCAUUUGUUUCCUCAGUCAGGGAAGCUGUUUUGUUCUUGCACUCUUCUCCAGUCCUGAUUCCUGUAUCUCUUGACCAGUCACAAUUUGCUGGAAUAGGGCAUGUUUACAAGGUGAUUCGACUUAACCGAGUCACUUCAAGGAGAAGAUGAGAUCUCAUCAAAUAUGUCAUGUACCGGUAUGUGACAUGACCGAGUUUGUCGCCUAACCAUAUUAUUACGGUCAUGAUAGGACCACUGGUGAAUGGAUAAGAAGUUGUUGCCGUCUUGAGUGUUACUUUCUUUUCAUCUUUCAAAUCUGAAAAUAUCUGUGCCGUGCAAUGUAUUCUUAUCUUUGUAGUGCUAGUAAAUCCUUGUUUUAUUUGCAUCACCUGUGAACUCGUUUUACUCCCAUCCUCAGUACAAUGGUCAUUUUAUCACUCA
Punica granatum (pomegranate) is the source of this 7849-nucleotide messenger RNA. The record is from RefSeq and is a predicted model, not a curated record. NCBI's taxonomy places the organism in Eukaryota, Viridiplantae, Streptophyta, Magnoliopsida, Myrtales, Lythraceae.